GCCAAGACGAUUCUCUCUCAUCCCUAUCUCUCUCCUCUCUCUCUCCCUCUCUCUUUCUCUCUCUACCAUUUGCCCUUCGCCAUGCUAUCGCCACUACAAAAGUCCAUGUCUCAGUAACCCACCCUUCUCUCUCUAGGAACGAUCUAUACCUACCUUUCUCACAUGUGACGCCAUGAUCUCUGAAAAGGCCUGAAUCUCUCUGAUCUUCUGAGUCGCCAUUGAUUUUGGUGGAGAAAUGAUCGCCAGUGGUGUGGAGGCUGGCCCUUCCGAGCCUCUGCCCCCCCUUGAAUGGAAGUUCUCUCAGGUUUUUGGAGAGAGAGCGGCAGGUGAAGAAGUCCAGGAAGUUGAUAUAAUCUCAGCAAUUGAAUUUGAUAAAACUGGUGAUCACCUUGCUACUGGAGAUCGUGGGGGCCGUGUAGUUUUAUUUGAAAGGACAGAUGUGAAGGAUGCUAAUUUGCAUACUUCUCGGAGAGAACUAGAGAGGUUAGAUUAUUCAAUCAGUAGGCACCCUGAGUUCCGAUACAAGACGGAGUUUCAAAGCCAUGAACCUGAGUUUGAUUAUCUUAAAAGUUUGGAAAUUGAGGAGAAGAUCAAUAAAAUCAGAUGGUGCCAGACAGCCAAUGGUGCCCUGUUUCUUCUCUCAACAAAUGACAAAACAAUAAAGUUUUGGAAGGUUCAAGAAAAGAAGGUCAAAAAAAUUUGUGACAUGAAUAUAGCCCAUUCAAUAUCAAAUGGUGGUGUUGCUGGAACAAGUGCAGCAACAAGCUCCAAAAUGCAUCUGGCAAAUGGUGGAUGUCCAGAGAAGUUGUUUAAUUAUUCAAGCAAUGACUUUGUGUUCCCCUUAGGAGGGAUUCCGUCCUUGCACCUACCCGUGGUAGUUGCCAGCCAUGAGACCAGCCUGGUUGCCAGAUGCAGAAGAAUAUAUGCUCAUGCACACGAUUAUCAUAUCAAUUCAAUUUCAAACAACAGUGAUGGUGAGACUUUUAUAUCAGCUGAUGAUCUGCGAAUAAACUUAUGGAAUUUGGAAAUAAGCAACCAGAGUUUCAACAUUGUUGAUGUAAAGCCUGCAAAUAUGGAAGACCUCACAGAGGUGAUAACUUCUGCUGAGUUCCACCCGACGCAUUGCAAUAUGUUGGCAUAUAGUAGCUCAAAGGGCACAAUUCGUCUGAUUGAUAUGCGCCAAUCAGCAUUAUGUGAUACUCAUGCGAGAUUAUUUGAGGAACAGGAGGCACCUGGAUCAAGAUCCUUUUUCACUGAGAUUAUAGCCUCAAUUUCUGAUAUCAAGUUUUCAAAGGAUGGAAGAUACAUUCUCAGUCGCGAUUACAUGACUCUCAAGCUAUGGGAUAUAAACAUGGAUUCUGGUCCUGUUUCAACGUUUCAGGUUCAUGAGUACUUAAGACCAAAGCUUUGUGAUUUAUAUGAAAAUGACUCAAUAUUUGACAAAUUUGAGUGCUGUCUAAGUGGAGAUGGACUGAGGGUGGCAACUGGGUCAUACAGUAAUUUGUUUCGUGUAUUUGGUUGUGCUCCGGGUAGUACCGAGUCAACUACUUUAGAAGCCAGCAAAAAUCCCACAAGGAGGCAAGUUCAAACUCCAUCAAGGCCUUCAAGAUCACUUGGCAGUCUUACACGUGUUGGCAGACGAGGUGCUCCAAGCCCGAGCUCUGAGGCAAAUGGAGGCGCUUACGAUCUCACCACCAAGUUGCUUCACUUAGCGUGGCAUCCAACUGAGAAUUCCAUUGCCUGUGCUGCUGCAAAUAGCUUGUACAUGUACUAUGCUUAAGAGACAUUCUCAACUAACUUAUUGUGCCUAAUCUUUCGGGGUGCUGUAAAAGAAAAGGCCAGCCUGGCUCCGCAGCAACCGAUGAGACGGUGCCCACCAUCUUUGUAAAAGCCUCGAAACCCCAAAAGUCUUUGUUCCUUGAAUUGGGGUACUGGAACCCCAAAAAAUCUACGUUUUUUUGGAUUGGGUCUGAAGGUUUAUUCAAGAGUCCAGGAAAAGAAAGCAACUUUCACUUUGUUUUGGGGCAAACAGGUUCAAAUCUCAUUCUUUGUAGAGGGUAAGGUUCAGUUUUUUUGCUGUUUUGGUGUAGGUCUAAAAGAUGUAACUAUUCUCUCUCCUACAACCAAAGGAGGGAAUGGGUUUUCUCUCACUACCCAAGUGAAAGGGGGGGUUGGUCACCAGACGUUGAAAUUGGGCUCUGCCCUUGUGCUGCAAUCUCCUCAUUUGUUGCCUACUAGGGGCAGUUGGGCUUGUACUGUUUGGCCAGCAUUUUGAGAAAGCUGUGUAGGCUUUUCUGUAGUUCUUGUUCACAGUUUGUGCUAAUGGCUUUACUUUAUUUUAUUUUAUUUUAUUUUGAGAGCUGUCAUUUCUUGUACCUGUCACUAAAAUAAAGCAUUAGAAGAAGAGGCUGCUCCUUGGUUCUCUACUGAAGCUUCUUCCCUUUGGGUAUCCAUUACUACUCAAAAAGGGCAAUUUUUUAAA
Amborella trichopoda is the source of this 2482-nucleotide messenger RNA. RefSeq names its product Protein phosphatase 2A, regulatory subunit PR55. The record is from RefSeq and is a predicted model, not a curated record. Gene Ontology annotation, molecular function: protein phosphatase regulator activity; protein binding. Gene Ontology annotation, cellular component: protein phosphatase type 2A complex. Lineage: Eukaryota; Viridiplantae; Streptophyta; Magnoliopsida; Amborellales; Amborellaceae.